UUCCAGGUUUUCCGCUUCCGCUCCCGCUCCGGGUUUCCGUCCCGGGCUCCUUCUCCUGCUGCCACUCCAAGUUUUCCGUCCGGGGCUCUCGUUCCCGCUCCCGCUCCGGGUUUUCCAUCCGGGGCUUUCGUCUCUGUUCCAGGUUUUCCGCUCCCACUCCGGGUUUUCCAUCCGGGGCUUUCGUCUCUGUUCCAGGUUUUCCGCUCCCGCUCUGGGUUCUCCAUCCGGGGCUCUCGUUCCCGCUCCCGCUCUGGGUUUUCCAUCCGGGGCUUUCGUGUCUGUUCCAGGUUUUCCAUUCCCGCUCCGGGUUUUCCAUCCGGGACUUUCGUUUCUGUUCCAGGUUUUCCGCUCCCGCUCCGGGUUUUCCAUCCGGGGCUUUCGUGUCUGUUCCAGGUUUUCCAUUCCCGCUCCGGGUUUUCCAUCCGGGACUUUCGUUUCUGUUCCAGGUUUUCCGCUCCCGCUCCGGGUUUUCCAUCCGGGGCUUUCAUCUCUGUUCCAGGUUUUCCGCUCCCGCUCAGGGUUCUCCAUCCGGGGCUUUCGUUUCCGCUGAUGUGAAUAUGGACGAAUCGUACGUGUGCCGUGACCUUCCAAAUACCCUGAGAAAUACACUCAAGUCAGCAAAGCAUCUUCCAAACACCACUGAGUUCAGAAACGAACCGAGACCUGUACCCGAGGAACGUGCUGAACCUCGUGCUCGUUACUGGCGACUGCGGCAUGUUCCAUCAGAACGCUGAGCAAACCCGUGAGUUCCGGGGCCUGCGGAGGCAGCUGAGAACUGAGGAACCGUUUUCCAAAAGUGCGGCUCUCGAAUUGUUUCUCACAUUGACCAAGCCGUGGGUCCUUUGUCCAGAGGCCGGACCGCACAUGAACCCCGAUGACAGGGCACCUUGUUUCUGACCAGUCAGGACGCACAAGAGGCCUGGCACCUGCACAACAGAGCUCCACGGACAUUCCUUUCCUGCAAAGAGUGGAGGCCACUCCACCUGCUGGCAUCUUGACCGGGUAUCAGAGCGUGGAGUCAGCUUAUAAGGCGGGUAACUGAGUCCCUGUGAGGCAAUUGCGGUGACAUUUCAGAAGAGUCACAGCCACAGAUAAAGUACCCAACAGUGCAGGUGGCCGAGAAGAGAAAGGAAAGGUCAGUUGUAAAGCUUUUCAUUUUUCCAUUUUCGGAGAGAAAUCCAUCAUUGAAACUUGAACGUGGUCCAGCAGAGGCUGUCCUUUGGGCCGUUGUGGCAGGUCUGGGUGGCGUCUCUUAGCAAGGCUGGCUGGCUGACUGGUGACCUCGGCUGGAACGCGUGGGUCCUGUACGGUGGGUUCACAGGUCAUCGUCCCCUGAGACACAUUCCUCCACACGGGCUCACUGGUACUACCUGCUUAACAAAAUUACCGGCUCAAAGUAGCCACAGAACCCCCAAGAUAAGAAAACAAGGGUUUGAAGUAGAAAUGGUGGAUUUUGAGUCUUCGGUUUUGUCUUAACAACUUGAUUCUGAAAUCAUUUUGUGGACAUAACAAUGUUGUAAGAAAUAGGCGUUUAGGGGUUUUAUUUAUCACUUUUUAAAAGGCUAAGUUUCUAAUAGUGUUCACUUUUUGCCACACGGAUGUAUUAGGGGAAUCAGAUGUUUUUCAUUCCCAAUCAUUAUUCCUAGUUAGUCGAUACUGUGUGACAUUAACAGACAUUUAAAUGGGCUGUUACUGAGACACUUUGGCAAGAGGAGCAGCCAAUGUAAAAACUCUGCCUUUGAAUCACCAGGGACUGGGGGGCCUGCUCAGUGUUGCAGCUUCUGUGCAUCUCCCGACACGGACGCGACUCUGCCCCACAGACCCCAGGUCUGUGAGAGCCGCCUGCCGCACUGGAGGCUGCGUGAGUCUGCGGGGAGCGGUUCCCACGGCCUGGCCGCUGCUUGACUGCACACUCUGUUUCCUUCCAUUAAUUUUAGAAUGAGAACACUCGCUGUCCUGGCUGCCACGCUGGUUAUGGCCUGCACGGAAGCCUUCUUCCCUUUCAUCUCGAGAGGCAAGGAACUCGUCUGGGGAAAGCCUGCAGAGUCUCACAUUGCCAGCAUCCUGGAGGAAAGCAAGUGCCUGGUAGACACCGCCAUGUACGCCACGAUGCAGAGAAACCUCAAAAAGAGAGAAAUCCUUUCCCCAGCUCAGCUUCUGUCUUUUUCCAAACUUCCUGAGCCAACAAGUGGCGCGAUUGCCCGAGCAGCAGAGAUAAUGGAAACAUCAAUACAAGCGAUGAAAAGAAAAGUCAGCCUGGAAACCCAGCAGUCACAGCACCCCACCGAUGCUUUGUCAGAAGGUCUGCUGGGCAUCGUUGCAAACAUGUCUGGAUGCCUGCCGUACAUGCUGCCGCCAAAAUGCCCAAACACUUGCCUGGCCAACAAAUACAGACUCAUCACAGGAGCGUGCAACAACAGAGACCACCCCAGAUGGGGAGCCUCCAACACAGCCCUGGCUCGAUGGCUCCCCCCAGUCUACGAGGACGGCUUCAGUCAGCCCCGAGGCUGGAACCCUGGCUUCCUACACAACGGGUUCCCCUUGCCCCCGGUCCGGGAGGUGACAAGACAGGUCAUUCAAGUUUCAAACGAGGUUGUCACAGACGAUGACCACUAUUCCGACCUCCUGAUAGCAUGGGGACAAUAUAUCGACCAUGACAUUGCAUUCACACCGCAGAGCACCAGCAAGGCUGCCUUCGAGGGAGGGGCUGACUGCCAGGUGACUUGUGAGAACCAAAACCCAUGUUUCCCCAUACAGCUCCGCGAGGAGGCCCGGCCAGCUGCGGGCCCCGCCUGCCUGCCCUUCUACCGCUCAGCCGCUGCCUGCGGCACUGGGGAGCCGGGCACGCCCUUCCUCGGGAACCUGUCGGAGGCGCCCCCGCGGCAACAGGUGAACGGGCUGACCUCGUUCCUGGACGCGUCCACCGUGUACGGCGGCUCCCCGGGCCUGGAGCGGCAGCUGCGGAACUGGACCAGCGCCGAGGGGCUGCUCCGCGUCCACGCGCGACACAGCGACUCCGGCCGCGCCUACCUGCCCUUCGCGCCACCACACGCGCCCGCGGCCUGCGCGCCCGAACCCGGCGCCCCGGGAGCGGCCCGCGGCCCCUGCUUCCUGGCCGGGGACGGCCGCGCCAGCGAGGUCCCCGCCCUGACGGCGCUGCACACGCUGUGGCUGCGGGAACACAACCGCCUGGCCGCGGCGCUCAAGGCCCUCAACGCGCACUGGAGCGCGGACGCCGUCUACCAGGAGGCGCGCAAGGUCGUGGGCGCCCUGCACCAGAUCAUCACCCUUAGGGACUACGUCCCCAGGAUCCUGGGACCCGAGGCCUUCCGGCAGUACGUGGGUCCCUACGAAGGCUAUGACUCCACUGCCAACCCCACUGUGUCCAACGUGUUCUCCACGGCUGCCUUCCGCUUCGGCCAUGCCACGAUCCACCCGCGGGUGAGGAGGCUGGACGCUGACUUCCAGGAGCACCCUGACCUGCCCGCGCUGUGGCUGCAUGAGGCAUUCUUCAGCCCUUGGACACUUCUCCGAGGGGGUGGUUUGGACCCGCUAGUACGAGGCCUCCUCGCAAGACCAGCCAAACUGCAGCUGCAGGAUCAGCUGAUGAACGAGGAGCUGACGGAAAGGCUCUUCAUGCUGUCAAAUUCCAGCACCUUGGACCUGGCGUCCAUCAACCUGCAGAGGGGCCGGGACCACGGGCUGCCAGGUUACAAUGCGUGGAGGGCGUUCUGUGGCCUGCCGCGCCUGGAGACCCCCACUGACCUGCACGUGGCCAUCGCCAGCAGGAGCGUGGCCGCCAAGAUCCUGGAAUUGUACAAGCACCCUGACAACAUCGAUGUGUGGCUGGGAGGCUUAGCUGAAGACUUCCUCCCUGGGGCCCGGACAGGUCCCCUGUUUGCCUGUCUCAUUGGGAAGCAGAUGAAGGCACUGCGGGAUGGUGACUGGUUUUGGUGGGAGAACAGCCACGUCUUCACGGAUGCACAGAGGCGUGAGCUGGAGAAGCACUCCCUGUCUCGGGUGAUCUGCGACAACACCGGCCUCACCAGGGUGCCCGUCGAUGCCUUCCAAGUCGGAAAAUUCCCUGAAGACUUCCAGCCUUGCGACAGCAUCCCUGGCAUGAGCCUGGAGGCCUGGAGGGAGGCCUUCCCUCCAGAGGACAAGUGUGGCUUCCCAGAGAGUGUGGAGAACGGGGACUUCGUGCACUGUGAGGAGUCUGGGCGGCGCGUGCUGGUGUAUUCCUGCCGGCACGGAUAUGAGCUCCAGGGCCAGGAGCAGCUCACCUGCACCCAGGAAGGGUGGGAUUUCCAGCCUCCCCGCUGCAAAGAUGUGAACGAGUGUGCAGACAGUGCCAACCCCCCCUGCCACGCCUCCGCGAGGUGCAGAAACACCAAGGGAAGCUUCCGGUGCCUCUGCGAGGACCCCCACGAGUUAGGAGACGAUGGGAGGACCUGCAUAGACUCCAGGAGCCUCCCACGGGCGUCUUGGGUCUCCAUCUCGCUGGCUGCUCUGCUGAUCGGAGGCUUGGCAGGUCUCACCUGGACAAUGAUUUGCAGGUGGACAGUGAUGGGAAGGAAGGCCGGGACACUCACAGGCUGCCGAGAGCCCUCUGAGGGCAAAGUGGCACCAACACUGAAUCCCGGAGAACAGCUUCGUGUUCCCAGAGCCACCAGUACAACUGUUUCCCAAACACAGGCAAAUUAGGGUCAUGUAGUUACUCUCGACACAGAUGAAUAAAUACUCUCACUGCGUCUGUCCAGCCUUUUCUCGUAAACAUUGAUCUGUUCCCUCCCGAGCCGUUACACUGUACUGAUAGAUGACACACCUUUACCUCAUGAACCCUGGAAACGUCACUCUUGCCACCAUCCUGUCUCCUCCGCCUUCUGGCAUCUCCCACGCUGUGUUCCCCUUCACUCUGCCUCGGAGGUCCCUCAGGGACACACGCUUCCAUACCCUCUGCCCAUCUCCAGGUGCCCGCGUUGGGCUUCCCUCUUCUCCUGGAAAGGGCACUCCUGGCUCCUGCAGGGCCGGUGGGAGGAGGAAAGGGAUUCUGUGGGAGAGGCUGGAACCUUAAGGACCAAAGAGGCAAAGUGACUUGACUCAUCCUCCGGAGAUUCACCAACAGGUGAGCCUCAGACCCGCCCUGUGGCAUGCUGUUCUCACUCCCCGCUCUUCCCCCUCACUCAUGGGGAACGCAGCCAUGAUCCCGGAGGAAACCCCUCCCUGACUCAGUGUCCUCAUUUCACAUGUGAAGCAGCUGAAUUCCAGAGCUGGGUCCCAACCAGGCAC
Molecule: messenger RNA, 5289 nt
Organism: Callithrix jacchus (white-tufted-ear marmoset)
Lineage: Eukaryota; Metazoa; Chordata; Mammalia; Primates; Cebidae
Source: RefSeq, a predicted model, not a curated record